AUGCCAAAGCCACAAGUGGCUGAGGCUCUCCGCCCCAAAGUCCGUCCGACGGGCCGAACCAGGCAACCGGAGCUCUCUCGACUCUCGCGACUCCACAUGUUUACGUCCGAGCUCGACUCCCCUCUUCCAUUCGCACCUACCUGCAUCGCCAUCGCCCUGCUCGUCUCUCUCGCUCCGACCGAAUCGCCUGCCAUAUCGGAGCACCCCGCUGGUCCGGACACGCCUCACUCCCUGACCCGCCUUCAGCAAUGA
This is a messenger RNA of Penicillium cataractarum, 252 nucleotides long. RefSeq lists its product as uncharacterized. NCBI's taxonomy places the organism in Eukaryota, Fungi, Ascomycota, Eurotiomycetes, Eurotiales, Aspergillaceae. The coding region runs from base 1 to 252 and encodes 83 amino acids. The record is from RefSeq and is a predicted model, not a curated record. The transcript has a single exon.